UUUGAGCGCUACAGAUUUUCAACUAUUAUCUACCUACUCCGCUAUUUCUCGAAACGUUUAACUUCAGUCACACAAAUACAACCUACUUCCAGGCUCGGAUCAAUAGGGGCUUCAGGCGGUUGAUAUCAUCUUUGGGUAUCUCCGCCCAGCUCCAGGGGUGUUAUCGGAUCACAGCCGAGAAACACACAUUCGUGAUUUUUUUAUAUAAUACAUCUUUUAGGUUGAUAAUUCAUCGACAUGGUACCGCCUGCUGCCAUGAAGAGGCGCGCCUCAAGCGUUAGCACAGUUGAACUAGCGAGACAGCUCGAUGUCAACAAAUAUCAUCAGCCGUGGCUCGACUCGAGAAAGCUGAAGACGGUACCUGCAAAUACAGGUCCCGACGAAACCCGAUCCGUAAAGUGUUCUCACGAUACGACGCUUACCGCACUCGCUCAGCUGGCUGCCUUGAGAUUGAACGCUAAACGCGGGAUGGUAUCUUUGAUCGACUCAAAUACGCAAAUAAUCCUUGCCGAAGCUACCCAAACUGUCUCACUCGUCGAUGAGAGGCGGCACGCGCCUGGUGAUCACAUAUGGCUUGGGAACGUCUCUCUCCCGCGGCAGGAUUGUAUGGAUGAGCAUGCUUUCGGGGCUAAAACAAUAUUCAAGGACACGGAGGGCGGUGAAGUGAACAUGUCAGCGUUUGUUGUUAAUGAUACGUUGGAAGAUGAUCGUUUUAAAUUUCGUCCUUAUGUCACCUCUGGAGCUAGCGUUAGAUUCUACGCCGGUGUACCGAUUGUCACAAAGCAAGGGUCUGCUAUCGGCGUUUAUGCUGUUUCGGAUACUCAACCGAGGCCUCAGGGUAUUGCUCUCGAAGAGGCACGGUUUAUGGAAGACGUUGCUCAAGUUGUUGCCAAUCAUCUGGAGAGGGUUGGUAAGUAAUACCAUGAGUCUAUUAGUGGAUGCGAUCGGCCGUGUUUCAGAGAGGGAUUUUAUGAGAGGCAUCUCGUAUUUUCUGGAGGACUUGUCCGAAUACAAGUACCAACUCAGCAAGACGGAUCGAUUCAUGCAACCCAAUAACAACACCAAACGUCAAUCGGACGUGCGAGCAACUGAUCCUCAGAAGGAGCCUCCACGAGGGCGUCGCAGCCAAUUCAAUUCGACUUCUCUGUCUGGGUCCAAACCCGAUUCCUGUAAAAGGGGCAUCACUUCACAUCAGGCCGAUGUAACCCAAGUCCCCCGGUAUUCUAGGGAGAGCGUCUCUAGGGGAAGAGAAAUGCCUGAUUCUCCCGAGGACAAUAUUCGCAGAAUUUUCGAUCAGGCUUCUCAAUUACUUUGCCAACAAACCAACGCAUCCGGGUGUGUAUUUGCCGAUGCCUCAUCAGGCUUAUUUUCUCGCCCAUCUGAAAGCGGAAUCUCACCUCAUGGAGAUGACGACCCCUCCAUAGUUGCAGAUGUUAAUUUUGAAUCGUCCGAAGAUGAGGAUAAUGAUAUUGAGAUCGUUGAGGGUGACGAGGAGCUUUCUCCGGGAUGCGAACCCAGCCGGCCGCAAGCGACUUUCAGCGACCGAUCGGACGAAAUGGCAGAUAUUCUGAGCCUAAUCGUGAUAAAUGGUCCGGACGAGAAGCACCGCGGAGGUAUGAUCAAGCGUAAGAAUCUGAAGAAAUUAAUUCUUCGCUAUCCGUUUGGCAAAUGUUUCUAUCUGAAUAAGGGACGCGUUGUAUCCGAUCAAAGCUCUGCUUACGAUGAGAUGAUUGCUGGGGGCGGUGCGAGCCAUUUCGUACUAAAUGCAUCAGUAAAAGAUACGGAGGAUCCACCUCACAAGUUGUUACCACGGGAACUUCUUAGUCGCAUACCAGACGCCAAAUGGCUAAUAUUUUUACCCCUUUUCUAUUAUGCCCAGGGUAAAUGGUUUUCCGCAGGCAUCAUUUGGGGCGACGACUUCAAGAUGGGCGAUCCCGACGACGUAUUGCCUUAUUUUAAGACAUUCGGAUCUUGCAUGAUGAGCGAGGUAGCGUGCAUGGAGGUUCUCAAUACCAACAUUGCAAAAUCCACAUUUAUUGCUUCCAUUUCUCAUGAACUUCGCUCUCCACUCCAGGGCAUACUUGGAGCCGGGGAGUUUUUAGAAGAUACGACGACUUCAGCUUAUCAGACAAGCCUCAUAGGCGCGGUGGAAACAUGCGGUAAGACGCUAUUAGAUACCAUCGAUCAUCUUCUCGACUACGCGAAAAUCAACAAUUUGAACCGAGCGGGCUCGCGCUCCGUAGAAUCCAAGAGGGGCAAGAUCUGGAAGAGCGCGCGCGAUAUGGCGGAACCUCUGUCGGAUAAUUUUGACCUUGCUCUUCUGUUAGAAGAGGUGGUUGAAGCAGUUUUCGCGGGUCAAACUUUUCGCAAGAUAAACCUCCGACAACAUGAUCCCGUCAAUGAUUCGACGGCACAAAUAAAAGCGAUGAGCAUUGAUGACGCGUCAACGACCGAGGAGCAGAUCCACUCUGGCAGCCAGAAGUUUUCCGGUAAAGUAUUCUUAGUACUUCAUAUCCAGAAAUUGGAAUCUUGGUGCUUGCAAGGACAAACAGGGGGGCUUCGCCGCGUUAUCAUGAACGUUGUUGGCAAUGCCAUUAAAUACUGCGCCACAGGAUGUAUCGACGUGUCACUUAGGGCGAAACAAGUGAAGAAAUCCGACAUUGAGGUCGAAAUUUCUGUAAAAGACACCGGAAUUGGAAUGUCGCAAAGUUUCCUCUCUAAUCACCUAUUCAAAGCCUUCACACAAGAAGACUCAUUCAUGCCAGGGACAGGUCUCGGUCUUUCGAUUACGUCCCAGAUCGUUGAGAAUAUGGGUGGUGGUAUUAAGGUUGAUAGUGAGAAGGGGGUUGGGACGCAUGUCAAUAUCUCAAUUCCGAUGCAGAUCGCUGCCGCGGGAUUAUGCGGCGGCGUUCAGUGCGACAAUCUGCGCGAUGCGAUGAAUGCUGCUAGGGGCAAGAAGGUCUGCCUGCUAGGCCCUGUCAUUGGCAGCAAGGGAAGUCCUAGCAGAGAGCUUUCCGCGCUUGAGUCCUCCCUUGCUACCUUCUGUCGAGAUUGGUUCGAUAUGACUGUCAUCGAAACCGAUUCUGCUGAGGCCAACAAGGACACGGCAAUCUACAUAUAUGCCGAGCCGCCGCCGAUAGAACGCCUCCUAGAGCGAACGAAAGAGGGAGGGUAUGAUAAAUCAGCUUGGCUUGUCAUAUGUACGAAUGCCUUCGAAGCUGCUGCGCUGCGGACAGCUGGUAUCGAGGAUCUUGUUUCCCUUGGUAGGAUAAUUGAGGUCAUCAGCCAACCUGUGGGCGUGCGUAAGCUUGGGAAGGUACUGUUACAGUGCCUCCAGCAUUUUGGAGGCAAUGAGACGAAUGAAAAGAAUAACGUUCAGCAACCGCGCUCUAGGACACCUUCGCCAUCUAGUGCACAUUACCGAGCCUCAGAAGAUAAUUCGGCGACUGGAUCUAGUUCUUUGCCGGCCGUCACCGACCAGAAGAAGGGGCCAGGGAGGCCAUCGCUAAAAGACUUUAAGUGGAGAACGGAGCAAUUGCAGACGAAGAUUCCUCUGGAUAGGAGGGUAGUCCCGAUAUCGCGCGUCAGCGACAUAUCCAGCUUUUCGGCCAUCCAGCGGAGCCGCACGCAAUCUAGAGACUUGUCGGUCCGGUCGCCGCGCAUACUCCUCGUGGACGACAACGCGAUCAACCUCAAGCUCUUGGUGACCUUCAUGAGCAAGAUCGAGCUGCCGUACGUUGAAGCCAUGAACGGCCUCGAGGCGGUAACCAAGUUCAAGGAUACGACGGACAAGCAACGCUUCGACUUCGUGCUCAUGGACGUUCAGAUGCCGGUCAUGGACGGCCUGGAGGCCACGAGACAAAUCCGCGAGUUCGAGAGACAGAAGAGGGCCGCCGGGAAGGCGGUGACGUCGGCGAAUAUCAUCGCGAUCACGGGGGUGGGUAAUGAGGAUAUGCGGAAGGAGGCCAUGGUGGCCGGGGUUUCCCAGUUCCUGACAAAGCCGAUCAAGUUUAAGGCACUGCAGCAGAUUCUGCUUGAGCAAUCCGCCAUUGGACAGGGUGGCCCUUUAUGAGGCGUUUGUUCUUCUCGCGUACCCUUCGCUGGUUGAUUUAGGUGCCGGUACUUACGGCUUGAUAUGAUUUUUAAUCAUCUACAACAUCGGAUUUCGGAUUUCGAAACUACCAUGAUAGGUUUCAUCGGUCGCAUACCCUUGGGAGUUUUGAUGAUUUCAAUGUCAUUUACCCAUCAACCUGCUAUGUAACUUAUUCAUACCAUCUAUCGUUCAAUUAGCAUAUCAUCUUUGCGGCUGUUGACCUACCUACGCGGGUAGCUUUCAUCUUUUUUUUGGAAACGGGUACGGGUAGUUGGGGACAGCACCACGAUUGGUUACAUCGAUAACCACAAUAUUUCUACUUGGCAUGUAAUAGGUAGUAAUUAAUGAAUCGGCAUUUCAACUCUUUGUUGAAUAUUAAAAUAGUCAUUGUUGUAAGUUAUAUUUGACAAUUUCUUGUUGAUGCUGAAAAUAAAGUCUUCAUG
Annulohypoxylon truncatum is the source of this 4536-nucleotide messenger RNA. RefSeq lists its product as uncharacterized. Bases 689 to 4072 code for a protein of 1127 amino acids. Gene Ontology annotation, molecular function: phosphorelay sensor kinase activity; histidine phosphotransfer kinase activity. Gene Ontology annotation, biological process: phosphorelay signal transduction system; protein autophosphorylation. The record is from RefSeq and is a predicted model, not a curated record. Lineage: Eukaryota; Fungi; Ascomycota; Sordariomycetes; Xylariales; Hypoxylaceae. The transcript has 2 exons.